GCUGCUCUUUCUCGGAUCUUUCUCCAUUCUCGGCCUUUCGUCUCUUUCAUCGGCGAUCGACGAAGGCUCUCAAACUCUAGAAGAUCUACUGAUUCCACAGUUCGCGAUCUCCACCGUCAGAUCCGAAAAUGAACGACGCAGAUGUCUCCAAGCAGAUCCAGCAGAUGGUGAGAUUCAUCCGCCAAGAAGCGGAGGAAAAGGCGAAUGAAAUCUCUGUAUCCGCUGAAGAAGAAUUCAACAUUGAGAAGUUGCAGCUUGUUGAAGCGGAGAAGAAGAAGAUCAGACAGGAAUAUGAGCGAAAAGAGAAGCAAGUUGAUAUUCGGAAGAAAAUUGAAUACUCCAUGCAGCUCAAUGCCUCUCGGAUUAAAGUUCUUCAAGCUCAAGAUGACUUAGUUAGCUCCAUGAAAGAGGCAGCAUCGAAGGAGCUCCUGCAUGUGAGCCAUGAUCACCAUGUCUAUAAAAGGCUUCUGAGAGAUCUUGUGGUUCAGAGUUUACUCAGAUUGAAGGAACCUGCUGUCUUAUUGCGUUGUCGGAAAGAUGACUUGCAUUUGGUGGAAUCUAUCUUGGAUUCCGCAAAGGAUGAGUAUGCAGGAAAAGCAAAUGUUUAUCCACCUGAAAUAAUAGUUGACCAUCAAGUCUAUCUUCCUCCUGCGCCUAGCCAUCAUCAUGCCCAUGGCCCCUUCUGCUCUGGAGGUGUGGUGUUGGCUUCUCGAGAUGGGAAAAUUGUAUGUGAGAACACCCUUGAUGCAAGAUUGGAUGUUGUAUUCCGUAAAAAACUUCCAGAGAUUCGCAAGUGGCUCUUUGGUCAGGUUGCUGCAUGAUGAGCUGGAUCAUUAUGGUUUUUAGCUUCUGUUUUGUUGGUAGUCUCUUGUUUAAAGAGUGGUCACAGACUAUAGCAUCUAUUGUCCAGUUGCUUGUUUGUGCACUUCCUAUUCUCUUGCCAUCCGUAAGAUCUGAACUGCUUUAUUUGUUUCAGUUACCAAAGCUGUUAUUUGCUUUUGGGCUCUGUCAUUUGCUGCAUAGAAAAAUGCUCUAUUUAUUAAAUAAAAAUAUUAAAUGAUUCAUCUAAAGCCAAGUAUCUCAA
Vitis riparia (riverbank grape) is the source of this 1084-nucleotide messenger RNA. RefSeq names its product V-type proton ATPase subunit E. The transcript has 6 exons. The record is from RefSeq and is a predicted model, not a curated record. Gene Ontology annotation, cellular component: proton-transporting two-sector ATPase complex, catalytic domain. The coding region runs from base 129 to 821 and encodes 230 amino acids. Gene Ontology annotation, molecular function: proton-transporting ATPase activity, rotational mechanism. NCBI's taxonomy places the organism in Eukaryota, Viridiplantae, Streptophyta, Magnoliopsida, Vitales, Vitaceae. Gene Ontology annotation, biological process: proton transmembrane transport.